Molecule: messenger RNA, 3568 nt
Organism: Scylla paramamosain (green mud crab)
Lineage: Eukaryota; Metazoa; Arthropoda; Malacostraca; Decapoda; Portunidae
Product: rhomboid-related protein 1-like
Exons: 10
Coding region: 508-2070 (520 amino acids)
Cellular component (GO): membrane
Molecular function (GO): calcium ion binding; serine-type endopeptidase activity
Source: RefSeq, a predicted model, not a curated record
ACGAGCGGGAGGGAGGCAGAGAGAGAGCCCGAGGUGUCCAGAGCCACGUUCUAAAAGUUUCAUGUUGUGAUCGUAGUGGCCAAGAGAGAUGUGUGUGUAGUGUUGCGUGCGUGAAGCGUUUACCCUACCGUCUUUUUUCCUCAUUUCCUGUGCAUGCACUUCUUCACUCAGUCGUGCUGGCGACGAAAAACACACAAGAUUGGAGGAAGCGAGGAGGGGAGGAGGUAAACCGGUGGUAUCUGAACACUACACCCUCCACUUCAUUCCUCACAAGCAUUACAAAUGAAUCGCUGCUUGGGAGAAACUGAGGAAGAAAGACGUGUAGAGUGCUCAGUGUGAACGCGAUAGGUGAAGCUGUCAAUAUAGUGUGUGUCUUUGACGUACAUACAAUAGUUUCCAGGUGUUCAUUCAUUGAGAUGGGCGAGAAACAGUGAUGCCUUGCGCCUGAGAAGUGUUGCAAUGGUCAUGAGGACUCAGUCAAGCUUGCGAGAUAAGUAACAAAGGAGGAUGACUAGUGCGGAGGAGGAAAUACCACUGAUACCAAUGGAGGAAAAGGAAAGUAAGCCGCCGAAGAGCGUGGAGGGUUUCAGUGACUGGCGCGAUGUGUGGUACCGCCUGGAUGAAGGUCGCGGCAAAGUCAACCUUGAAAACUUCCAGAACAGAAUCCGCUGUACCGCCAACAACCACCAGGCGAUACCCAAGGCCGUGCAGGUGUUGCAGGCCGUGGACAGGACAGGCAAAGGCUACGUGGAAUAUGGCGAGUUUAAAGAUUAUUAUGAAAAUGAGCUGCAACAAGGGUCUUGGGAGCGCGGCGUCUUGGCACGGGUCGCCCUUGACAUCCAGGACUUGACUCCACAACCUGAGGAGGAGGUAGUCUUCCGCGCCUGGGAGAACCUGGUGAACUACGUGAAGGAAUCCCCGAGCCCGUCAGACUUCAAAUGGACUUGGAUCCUGCCGCGGGAGUAUGCACGGGACUGCCUGCUUUACUACGUGUCAUACCGCAGUGAGCUGGUGCACCCCUCCCGCCUCAGCGAGUGGCUUAUGAAUGCACAGGCAGUGGACAACCUCCCGAACAGAGCAGUGAUUGAUCUACUGGAGAAAUGCCAGGCCACCAUUCGAAGAGCAGACACCAACAGAGACGGAUAUAUUGAGUACGACGAGUUUCUGAGAUUUGUGAGAGUCAAACACGCCAAGCUCCGCGGCGCCACUGUGCUGCGUCGCGGGGCCUUGGCUGUCCUGCCUCGCAAUGCCAAGUCCCUGGAGAACCGCCGCUACAUUGAGGAGUACUCGUGCUGGCCGCCCCCGCUCUUCAUGCUGCUCAUCACCCUGUCUGAGAUAAUUACGUUCAUCAUCUACGCUGUGGACAUGAAGCUCCCCACCACAGGCAGCGGGCCGUGUCCCACCUACUCCCCGCUGGUGUUCAACCCUCGCCGCCGCUACCAGGCCUGGCGCUUCAUCACCUACGCCCUCAUACACUCCGGCUGGGUGCACUUGGUCAACAAUAUCCUGGUGCAGCUGCUGUUGGGUCUGUUGCUGGAGAUGGUGCACAGUUGGCGCAUCAUCCUCAUCUACAUUGCGGGCGUGGCGGCGGGCGCUCUGGCCAACUCACUCUACAUGCCCUCCUUCUACCUGGCCGGGGCGUCUGGAGGCGUGUACGCUGUGGAGUACGCCCAUAUUAGUAACUUGAUUCUGAACUGGUCAUCAAUGGAAUACCCGCUCGUGCAGCUGCUCAUGAUCCUGGUGGUGAUGGGCAUGGACUUGGGGUACGCCAUCUGGGAUACCUACACCUCGGAAGCCACAGCGACUGGACACAUGGCGCACUUUGGCGGGGCCGUGGCAGGAGUUCUGGUGGGCGUCCUUGUUUUGCGAAACCUGGAGGUGGAGAGGUGGGAGAAAUACUGCCGCUGGGUGUCGCUGGGACUGUUCGGUGCCCUGAUGUUGUGCGGGGUGCUCCUCCAGAUACUGCUGCCCAUGCCUGAGUACUUCCCAGAGAAUGAUUGGUCCCCUAUGGCCGAGGAUCGAGAGGAGUGGGAGCACCAGCAGAUGUGGGGGUUGCCGAAGCCAGGUUAAUUAAUGGUGUGAUGUUGUAGGGUUUAGUGUAUUGGAUGUGUGUGUGUGUGUGUGUGUGUGUGUGUGUGUUGUGGUGAGGUAAUAGUUCGUGUUUCUAGUAGUGGAUUAGUUGUAGAAAUAGUUAAGAUUGAGGUGUUUUUCUAUGUUCCUAUUUUUUAUUUAAAAGUAGAUAAGUUAAGGAUUUUUUUAUGCUCCAAUUCUUUAUUUAGAGGUAGCUAAAACUGAAGAUUUUUUUUUUUAAUGUCAUUGUGAAUUUUCUUUGUUAUUCCCCCCCCCCAUUUUUGGAAUAGAUUGAUAUAUUAGUUGUGUGUCUCAUAGUUUUUCGUUCUGGUGACAACUAAUACUGAAGAGUUUUUUUUUUAUUUUCUAGAAGUCUUUUUGAAUUCCAUGUUUCCAUUAUUUUCAUACGUUAAAGAGAAAUGAAACUAGCGACUCUCCUUGCAGUUGUCUCAGAGGUAUACACUUAUCAAGCUCGUUUAUUUUUAUUUUAUUUUCAAUAUGUAUAUGUUGGAUUCCACUUUUCAAUCAUAUUUUCUCCGUCAUCGAUAUACGAACUUAAACUGAAGACAAUCGAUCAAUAUUGUGGUGUUAGAGUACCAGACUUUUCUUCCUUCAACUGUGUUCGCUCAGAGUUUGAACAUGCUUGUGUGAGAGGCAGGACAGCUUUCCAUAACCAUGUACGUUUGAGGGCGCUGUUCCAAGACGUGUAAGGGAGGAAGACAAGGGAUCAUGAGUAAUAGGACACCUCUUCGUUGCCUGAUUAUUCCUUGUACUUCUCUGCGCAUAUCAGAGCCUCUGACUGAGGACGUGAGGGUGAUUGUGUUUACGAUAGCGUGGAGCUGGCGGUGCUGCAGUGUAGAGUUAACUGUUUUAAGAAGGAUAUGUUGAACUUGUGCCUGACUUUGGUUAUAAUUCGUCCUCGUCUGGUAUUCUUGUUAUGAUUAAGAUGUAAUUGAAGUAUUUGAUUCUGUUAUUUAUGAUGCAGCCAUUAUAGAUUACGGACUGUAUCCUGGAACACUCCUGCGCCGUACCUCUACUACUUUCAAAAGGCUACAGUUGAAGUGACACGGGUUUUAAGGAUGUUUCUAUGGUUCUAAUGACAGAUCAACAAAAUUCCUAUAUCAUUAACAGGAGAAACACUCCGAAGAAUCCUGCUACUCAUCUCUGUGGCCUUUGAAAAUAGAUGUGGUGAGAGCAGAGGGUUACUUAAUACAGCCCUAAGUGUUAGAAGAGAUACAUCGAGCUGUUACUAACUACAUAACGAUGAUUUGUUCUCGUGCGGUCGUUCCGUUAUAAUUUAAGACAUAUAAGGACUAUUGUGAUUCAUUCUUUUAAGUAUGGGAUGUGGAAGCGGAAUGAGAGAGUGAAAGUGGAAUGAGAGAGAGACUGGAAAAUUCUCCUUGUAGAACCUGGAUCUUGUUUUAACACGUGUCUUAUCCAGCACCAAGAAAAGCUGAUUUAUUUUCCAGAGAUGUAAAUUACAGGUUUUUAUUUUUAA